AGAAAGUGCGCACUAACCAAUGCAGCAGGCAGCCCAAGCAGUCCCAAGUGGGUUUCAUGCUCCCAAUUUUUGGGCUUAUAUUUGAUGAGCCUAAAAAGUUUGGGCCCAAAAGAGUCACCGUUUAGUCUGCGCUAUUGUAUUUUGUGUCGAAACAUCAAACCGAAAAUCUGAAGAAACCGAGAGAACUGCAGUUGGUCUCCGUGUCCCCAAUUUCAUGGAUGAAAUCCAGAUGGGUCUUUCAGUUUCAGAACCUCAACUCUCACUACUUGUCCUCUUGGGCUUCGUCUCUAAUCUCUCCUUUCAAAGCCAAGGUUCACCAAAACCCCUCUGCAGAAACAGCCUCAAGAUUGAUCCUCAACCAUGUAGACAUAAGCCUGCUUCUCUCUCUUUGUGGAAAAGAGGGAAACUUUCACUUGGGUUCUUCCCUCCAUGCCUCUAUCAUUAAGAACCCUGAAUUCUUUUACCCCGAGAGUCAAGAUGAUUAUCGUAAUGUCCUUGUUGUUUGGAAUUCUCUGCUCUCAGUGUACUUGAAAUGCGGUCAAUUUUCUAAUGCAGUUAAGCUGUUUGACAAUAUGGGCAUGAAAGAUACAGUUUCGUGGAAUACAAUGAUAUCUGGGUUUUUAAGGAACGGGGAGUCUGAUGUUGGGUUUGGCUACUUUAAGCAAAUGCGUGGAUCGGAUUUUUAUCAAUCUGAUAGAGCAACUUUGACUUCGAUUUUAGCAGCUUUUGAUGGGCCUGAGUUUUGUCACUUGAAUAAGAUGAUGCAUGGUUUGGUGGUUUCGAAUGGAUUUGAGCGGGAAACUGCAGUGGGGAAUGCUUUGAUCACAUCAUAUUGUAAAUGUGGGAGUUUCGGUUCAGGAAGGCGGGUUUUCGAUGAGAUGUUUGAGAGGAACGUGAUUACAUGGACGGCAAUGAUUUCGGGGCUCGCACAAAAUGAAUUCUAUGUGGAAAGUUUGGAAUUGUUUUUGGAGAUGCGUAGUGGAGUAGUGGAUCCAAAUUCCUUGACUUAUUUGGCGUCACUCACUGCAUGUUCUGGUUUGCAGGCAAUAAGUGUAGGGCGUCAAAUUCAUGGACUUGCAUGGAAACUGGGAAUUCAAUCAGACUUGUGCAUUGAGAGUGCACUAAUGGACAUGUAUUCGAAGUGUGGCAGCUUGGAAGAUGCAUGGCGAAUAUUUGAAUCCACGGAAGAACUUGAUGAGAUUUCCAUGACUGUUAUCCUUGUGGGAUUUGCACAAAAUGGGUUUGAGAGUGAAGCGAUCCAAAUAUUUGUGAAAAUGAUGAAAGCAGGAAUUGAAAUUGACCCAAACAUGGUUUCAGCUGUUCUUGGUGUGUUUGGUGUUGAUACUUCUUUAGGUCUAGGGAAGCAACUCCACUCUUUAAUUGUCAAAAAAAGUUUUGGUCAUAACUCUUUUGUCUGCAAUGGGCUUAUAAAUAUGUACUCCAAGUGUGGAGAGUUGGGGGAUUCGGUCAAAGUGUUCAGUAGGAUGCCUCAGAGGAACUCAAUUUCGUGGAAUUCCAUGAUUGCAGCUUUUGCCCGUCAUGGAGAUGGCUCCAAAGCAUUACAAUUAUAUGAAGAGAUGAAAAUGGAUGGUGUACAACCAACAGAUGUUACAUUUUUGUCUCUACUUCAUGCUUGUAGCCAUGUUGGCUUCGUUGAAAGGGGCAUGGAAUUUUUGAACUCCAUGAAUGAGGACCCUGGGAUAAGUCCAAGACCAGAGCACUAUGCUUGUGUCGUUGACAUGUUAGGUCGUGCAGGACUUCUCACUGAGGCCAAAAAUUUCAUUGAGGGACUACCUGAGAAUCCGGGUGUACUUGUUUGGCAAGCAUUGCUUGGUGCUUGUAGCAUUCAUGGUGAUUCGGAGAUCGGUAAAUAUGCUGCAGAUCAGUUGCUUUUGGCGGCACCUGAGACCCCGGCACCAUAUGUUUUGCUAGCGAAUAUAUAUUCUUCUGAAGGAAGGUGGAAAGAGAGAGCAAGGACCAUUAAGGGGAUGAAGGAAAUGGGGGUCGCAAAAGAAACAGGUAUUAGUUGGAUUGAGAUUGAAAACAAAGUUCAGAGCUUUGUUGUUGGGGAUAGAAUGCAUCCACAAGCAGAGAUCAUUUAUGGAGUUCUGGCAGAACUGUAUAGACUUAUGACGGAUGAAGGAUAUGUACCAAAUUAGAGGUUUAUACUCUACUAUUUAGGUGAUGAUGAAAAGAGAUAGGAGCCAAUUCUUUAUUACAGACUUGCCAAAACCAUAAAGGUUGUAUUUCUGGAGGAAAAAGAAGAAGAAUGAUUUAGGUUUGUCAUUCCUGUAUUAUACAAAUUUUCUGUGUUAAUAUUAUCUGCAGAGAAGUUCAACUGUUGAACUUUUGCAUGCGGGAUUAUGAUUUCUUAUCCGGCAUAUUUUUCACCCCGGCAGGAUAAAUUUUAAAGAAGCUGGUACAAAGCUGGGUUUUCCCUUUCGUUUUGUAGACUAAACGAAAGAGAACACCAGUAGCAUAAGGUAUAAUGAAUGGUUAUCUUUUACAUUGCAACUCAGAAAGAAUUGAUUGCCAAGAUGGUCCCCUGUAGCCCUGCUGCCAUUUUAUAUUUGCAUUGUGAAGUUCGCUUUUGCUUUUUUGGGUGUAUUGAAGGGUUUCUGAUGAACAAGGGUGGUUAGUAGGUAUAUUGGCUUGGUUGGAGAACUUUAAAUCUGAAAAAAUAUGUCUGAUAUUUCUUCUUUGUGAAUAGCUGGAGAUUUGGGUUUAUCAGGUGACUCAGCAUGAGACAUUUAUUCAAAUAAUUAUGUGGCUUGCAAAAGAAGCCUCAGUUAUGGCUUUCAACAACUGCUCUGUAAACAGCGAUGAAUUAUUGUUACCAAGGGCCAAAGCUAUUGACUACCAGUUCUUAUGAUGGGGGCCCAGGGACCAAAACGUCAAACUGUCAAUGCAACAAGUCUUGUAGUUGCUCAUCCCUCCAAGACCCAAGGAUACUGUUGGCACCUUGUGCUCCAUUGGUUUUUUAUGCCAAGGCUACAAGAUUGAGUGAUCGAUGAUCAUGCAAUAAAAUUACAAGAAAUUACAUAUUGCUUUUGAGAGAAGUCACUUGAAUUGUCAAGCCAAUCAAUUUACUCAACUUUCUGCAGUUCCAUAAUGAUAAGUUCUUAGAAGCUAGAGAGAGAAAUGGCAUACAAUCUGAAGAACUGCGUCACAGCCAUGAUAGGCUGUUUUCUCUUCAUUUUACUCGUUCUGCCAUCUAGUUAUGCGUUUCUUUGUGAAGAAUCCACAGAUUGUCAUGCUCUUCUUAAAUUCAAGGAGGGUCUAAGAAGCGAUCCCAAAGGUCAUCUACAAACUUGGAACAAAGCCAAUCCCUUCUGCAACUGGACUGGUAUUACAUGCCACCCACAUCUCCAAAACCGGGUUGUAGAUCUUGAACUCAUAGACAUGGAUUUGCGAGGAGGGAUAUCACCAUUUAUAUCCAAUAUUUCUCUUCUUACCACCCUGUCUCUACAAGGCAAUAGAUUCUAUGGAAAAAUUCCAUCUUCCUUGGGAGGACUUUCAGAGCUAGCAUUUCUCAAUGUAAGUAAAAAUAACCUUGAAGGUAAUAUUCCUGGUUCAUUACAUGGUUGUCAAAGCUUGAAAGUCGUAGAUUUGAAUUACAACAAUCUAUCUGGGAUCAUUCCUAAGGAACUCAGUUGGAUGAAGAAUUUAACCUACUUAUGUCUGUCACAGAACAGACUCACUGGAGUGCUACCAUCAUCACUGUCGAACUUGACUGAAUUGACACAACUAGAACCGGCUGUCAACUAUUUUACUGGAAAGAUCCCUCCACAGCUUGGAGCCUUAAGAAAGCUAGAGAUUCUGUACCUCCAUAGGAACUUUCUGGAGGGAUCAGUACCCACAGCAAUUAGUAACUGCACUGCUUUACGUGAAAUUUCACUGACUGGGAAUCUAUUAAGUGGAGAAAUCCCUUUAGAGCUGGGUGCAAAACUCCAGAACUUGCAGAAAUUGUACAUGAUUGAUAACAAUCUUUCUGGUAAAAUUCCAGUGACCCUCUCCAAUCUCUCUCAGCUGACACUGCUUGAUCUCAGUCUCAACAAUUUAGAGGGGAAGUUCCUGCAGAGUUGGGAAUGUUAAAGAACCUUGAGGUUCUCUACUUUCGUUCCAACUACUACUUGGGUGGCAGCAGCUCUGGUAAUUCUUCCCUCAGUUUCUUAACAGCUCUCACAAACUGUUCGGUUCUAAAAAAGCUACACUUUGGUUCAUGCUCGUUCAAAGAAAAUAUACCGUCUUCUGUAGGUGGUCUUUCAAAAGACCUCUUUUACUUCAAUCUUUUGGAUAAUUACAUUAUGGGAAGUAUACCAGACAGUAUUGGAAACUUAAGCAGCCUAGUAACCUUAUACCUGUCAUACAACCUUUUGGAAGGAAAAAUUCCACCAUCAUUUGGAAAGCUUGGGAAUUUGCAGAGGUUAUACUUGGAGAGAAACAGAAUUCUUGGGCCAAUUCCAGAUGACUUAGGGAAUAUGCGUAACCUUGGAGUACUGAAUCUUGGGAAGAAUUCGGUUGGCGGGUUGAUUCCACCUUCACUUGCUAAUCUCUCACAACUGAGAUAUCUUAACCUGUCUAGAAAUCACCUAUCAGGAAAAAUUCCAGUGGAGCUUACUCAGUGUUCUCUUAUGAUGCUGCUUGAUUUAUCUUUUAACAGCUUACAAGGUUCUGUUCCUGUACAGGUUGGCCUUCUUUCAAACUUAGCACUCUCACUUAACCUUUGAAACAACCAUUUCGAAGGACAACUUCCAGCAAGCAUUGGAAAGCUGGUGUCUCUACAGGCAAUUGACUUCUCAAAGAAUAAGUUUUCUGUUGUUAUACCUAGCUUGAUAGGAAGUUGCAUUUCGCUGGUGUAUCUGAACCUGUCCAAUAACAUGAUUGAAGGAACGAUUCCAGAGUCUCUGAAAUUAAUCAGUCAUCUUGAAGUUUUGGACUUAGUCUCACAAUCGAAUAAAUGGCACCUUUCCAAUCUGGAUUGCUAAUCAACAGAUGAUCAGGACUCUCAAUUUAUCUUAUAAUAGGCUAUCAGGUGAAGUUCCAUAUACUGGAAGGUUUGUGUUUUUAAAUAGAAGCUCAUUCCUAGGGCAUGUGGGGUUGUGUGGUGGUUCUGCACUAAUUGGUCUUCCUCCAUGUGAAGUUCAAAACAUAAAACGCAGGGUAAAGAAUUGGGUAAUAUACUCAAUGGUUGCAGCAGUUGCAGUAAGCUGUGUGCUGAUUGCUUUCUUUGUUCAUCGUUUCUUCUUGAGAAAAGAGGAUUCAAAAUCAGCGCAUGUGAUGCUAAUGGAAUUCCCAGAACAUCAUGGAAGUCAAACUUUCACCCAAAGGGAACUUGAAAUUGCUACAUUUGGGUUCAAUGAGGCUUAUCUCCUUGGUAGAGGAACCUUUGGAUCAGUUUAUAAAGGAAUUAUUGAUAAUGGGAAAAUUACUGUGGCUGUUAAGGUUCUGCAUAGUGACUGCAGUCAGAGUUUCAAAAGCUUUAAAAGGGAAUGUCAAAUAUUGUCUGAAAUCAAGCACCGGAAUCUUGUUAGAAUGGUAGGAUAUCCCUGGAACAGAGGGUUUAAGGCUCUUAUCCUUGAUUAUAUUGGUAACGGAAACUUGGGGACAACAUCUUUAUCCAGGUGGACUAGAGGAAGGAGCAUGUGGAUUAACUUUGAGGGAAAGAAUGUCAAUAGCGGUAGAUAUUGCCAAUGGAUUGGAGUAUCUUCAAGAAGGCUGUCCAGUCCAAGUUUUGCACUGUGAUAUAAAACCAGAAAAUAUACUUAUUGACAAUGAUAUGGUGGCUCAUGUAGCAGAUUUUGGGAUUGGAAAGCUCAUUUCAGCUGACAAAUUGAAAGAACAUGUCAGCACAACAGGUUUCCUACUGGGAUCGAUUGGUUAUAUUCCCCCAGAAUAUGGGCAGGGAAUUGAGGUAUCAGCUAAAGGGGAUGUCUAUAGUUUUGGUGUGAUGCUGCUUGAGAUGAUAACACGAAGAAGACCGACCAGUAAUAUGUAUUAUGAUGGGCUUGAUUUAAGGAAGUGGGUGAGUGGUGCAUUUCCAGGCAAGAUUUUGGAUGUUGUUGACACCACACUAAAGCAGGAUGCAUACCUUGAAGUGACACAUGGUGCUUUAGAGGAGCUUGAGCAAUGCAGCAUUCAAAUGCUUGAUGUGGGGAUGAUGUGCAGAGAGGAUAAUCCACACAAACGACCCCCUAUGUCCUCUGUUGUGAAGAGUUUGAAAAAAUGUCUGCAAAUAAGUGGAAUUUGAAGCUCCAACUCUGACAUAUACAUUUUGUGUUUUGUUUUCACCUUUUGAGUGUGUAUUUAUACUGUUGGCAGCAUUUUACUUGAUAAAAAGCACGUACAGAAAAUUAGCUUCUCAA
Prunus dulcis (almond) is the source of this 6365-nucleotide messenger RNA. Its product is annotated as pentatricopeptide repeat-containing protein At3g05340. The transcript is spliced from 2 exons. The record is from RefSeq and is a predicted model, not a curated record. NCBI's taxonomy places the organism in Eukaryota, Viridiplantae, Streptophyta, Magnoliopsida, Rosales, Rosaceae. Gene Ontology annotation, biological process: RNA modification. The coding region runs from base 219 to 2159 and encodes 646 amino acids. Gene Ontology annotation, molecular function: protein binding; RNA binding.